CGGUCACGGUGGCAAAGUCUUGUUUGGUCCUGUGUUUCAGAUCAGCUGCAGGACCUGAGGUCUCACAUCUCCCUCAUCCACACCUCUCCGCUAUAGUUUUGUUCUGUACAAACCAUCGUCGACGCCGUCGACUUAAUUGCCUCCCUUCGGCAACUCUCACAUUUAAUCCCUAAUUCUUCUCUUCUACCACUAUAAUCGACAUGUCUCUCUCUGCCGACAACAGCGCAUUCAGAGCGCCUCCCUCGGGCAAGACACCUCCGCCAGCUCCUUCUGCCGCAUAUGCAAAGAGGGCACGGGAGUUGCAAGCAGAGGCGGGAUUGAGUGGUCGAUACCGCCGCCUGCGCUGCGCGCUCUCGAAUCUGGCGGAUCGCCUCCUAACGAGGUAUCCCCACCGUCACGACGCCAGUGAUGCACAGCCCUACCUCCGACCAAUUACCCCCCAGGUUUCCGGAGGGCAAGGGCUGGAACCUUACCCUCCAACGUCCAACUUGCCGCCCAGCGCUACGCCGCCGCAUCCACGGCAGAUGGUGGCACCUCCUUCCCUGGCACCUUCGCGUCCUGGCUUGCGUCACUCGACUUCAGUGGCUUCUUCCGUAGCUUCCACCGCAGCUCGGGAGCCAAACAGCCGCCUUCGGUCUGGUUCAUUGACUCUCCCCACUGGUGGGCUUUCCAAUGCAUUCGGUCCUUCGAUAUUCUCCUCCUCGUGGCUGUCCUCUGGCGCAAACGGCGGUUAUUCAGCUCUCGACGAAUUGCGCUCUGUCACUUCGGCAGAUUCCACCGACGAAUUUGAUGUGCACACUCUCGACUACCUGGGGCUGGACGAUAGACCCCGUCCACCGCCUGCGGCGACUAUUUCGGAGUUGCGCAAUCAAGCUCAGGCUGCGCUCCUUGCUGGCAAUCAUGCAGGUUACGGUUCUUCGAACUAUCUCACCAAGUCAUACAAGCCUGCGGAGCAUCUGGCCCCGACCCGACCCCGUGCCAUCUCUGUCGGCGUGCUCGACGACCCCAUGCGCUCUCUGCAACGGCGGGCCAAUGCUGUCGAGGCGCAUAACUACAUGAAUGAGCUGUCUCAUCAAAGCUCUGGCCUGUCCAUCACGACGAACAACAAUCCUGGCAGCAUCCUCAAGGCGAACGCUAAAUUGGCGCCUCAGGCUGUGGCUUCUCCCACAGUUUCUCAGGCCACUCGAUCUUCUUCCCCCAAAGCGGAGACCCCUGCAUCUCAGGUUCAGACCCCGAGCCGGUCAUUGUGGAUUGGUAAUCUGGACGGGGUGGUCACGAGCGAGCAGCUUAUUCACGUAUUUGCACCGUAUGGCGCAAUCGAAAGCCUGCGGCUCUUACCGGAGAAGGAGUGUGGGUUCGUCAACUUCGUGGACCAAGCGGACGCAAUUCGCGCUAAGGACGAUGUUCUCAACCGUCUUGGCGGAAACAUCGGCAUGCCCAACGGUCAGACCGUUCGGAUUGGCUUUGGGAAAGCUGACAGCGCACCCGUCGCUCCGGCCAAAGGCAAUCCGACUAGUCCGGCACCGGCAUCACCCGGCGCCAGCAAACCUGCGAACUCGAACGCGGCGCUGGGUGGCAUGGAGCUUCAGUCGACUCCAACUCGGGCGCUCUGGAUUGGAUCCAUCCCAUCAACUACUACUCCGGCAACGAUCCUCAGCGUGUUCAGCCCGUACGGUCCGAUCGAAUCUGCUCGAGUGCUUACGCACAAGAAUUGCGGCUUCAUCAACUUUGAGCGUUUGGAUGAUGCUGUGCGAGCCAGGAAAGCACUGAAUGGUCGAGACGUUCUGGGCAGCGAUGUCGGCGCGAUCCGGAUCGGAUUUGCCAAGGUUCCCGUCAAAAACGGAGCUGACACGAGCAAUGCCGGAGAAGAAAACUCGACCCUUGCUGUCCAGGCCGUCGGGGACCUGUCCGUGGGAGCGACCAUUCAUGCGCUUCGAACUGUGAAGGGUGCGAUCACUAUCCCUGCGGAUCAACAGGUUCUCGGGGGCGCGGUUGAGAAUUAUCGGUCAAACUUGCUGCUGAGCAUGAUUGCGGCCGGCGCCCAUAAUGCUUACGCAACCGAUGCGCGAGGACCGUCGGUUACGGAGCAGCAGAUGAUCAUGAAGCAGUUGACGGCCGGCAGCCUCGAUGCUGAGCAGGAUGUCAUGGCUUUGGCCGAUUUCCGCCCGCCCACGAUGUAUUACACGACCAUCCCGCUUGUCUCUGAACGACCCCACAGCCGGCGCUGGGAUGCAUCCAAGCUGCGCGAGCUCCGUAAGCGUUUGGACUCUGGGACCAUGACAGUCGAGGAGAUUGAUCAGGUCGCGACCGAUUUCCUCGAGGGCGAGAUUGUCGAUCUGGCUUCUGACUGGCUCGGAAACACUGUCGUCCAGAAAUUGUUCGAGCGAUGCUCGCCCGCACCUCGGUUCUCGAUGCUGGAGCGCAUUUCCCCGAAUUUGGCCAUGAUUGGCAUCCACAAAAAUGGCACUUGGCUGCCCAGAAGAUCAUCGAGUGUGUUCAAAGCCCCGAGGAGAUUUCGAUCAUCACGCAGAACCUGCGGGCGUACGCUCCGCCGCUUCUGCUUGAUCAGUUCGGCAACUAUGUCGUGCAGUGCGUGCUUGUUUGAUAUGCUGCUUGCGAUUCGGAGCGCCCGCGAACGACUUCAUCUUCGAUGCCAUUGUCGACCGCAUGUGGGAAGUUGCGCAAGGUCGCUUCGGUGCUCGGAGCAUGCGAGCUUGCUUGGAGAGCCCGCACAUCACCCUCAGCCAGCAGCGAAGGGUUGCGACGGCAAUCAUCCUCAACUCGAUCCCGCUCGCAACCAUCCGAACGGCGCGCUUCUGCUCACCUGGCUUCUGGACACAUCAGGCUUCCCCUCGCGGUACAACCUCCUUGCUCCCCGGUUCACUCCGCAUCUCUCACAUCUGUGCACCCAUAAACUGGCAUCCCUGACCGUCCUCCGGAUCGUCAACCAAAAAAUCGAGCCGGAUGCGUCGACGGAGAUUGUCGAGGCGCUGUUCUCGUCUGCAGGAGACCAUGUUCUGGCCGAUGUGCUCGGCGACCAGGUCAACGGUGUCUCUGUCGUGCACAAAAUUCUGACCAGUCCGUUCAUCGACCCGAUCUUGAAAAACAACUACAUCGAGGCGACCAAGCGGGUUCUGAUUGAGCUGAAGGUGAUUGCGACCCAGGCGUAUCGGCGGUUGAUUGAGGAGGUUGGGUUGCCGGUGCCCAACUUCCAGCCGACGUACUCUGCCGCUGUCCCUGGCAAUGGCAAGAACAAGUCAGCCGCGAACAACGGGUACGGGGUGCCCGGACUGCCAUCGGGAUAUCCGUCGAACGACCAAGGCCUCGCGUCGAUGAUGGCCGCCCUGCAGAUGGGUGGACAGAAUUCCCAGGCCGGGCCUGCUCAGCUCCAGAUCGACCCGUCCUACGCGAGUCCCAACGCGCCUCGUCGAACCAACAGCACGGGACCCGGCUACUCUCCGGACCUCUUCAGUCCGUUCGGUGGCCGAGGAGAAGGCGAUGGCAUGCGGGGAGGGCGACGCAACACCCCGAACGGUGCGAUGCCGAGUCCUGUGCCCUACGGAGCGCCGUCGCCGCCGCCGAUGAUGGCGCAGCCGACCUACGGAGCCAUGCCUGGACACGUGUAUCACCAAGGGUAUAUGUAUGCGCCCUACCAGCAGCCUCCGCAAACGUAUUGAAUUGAUGACCGUCACGACACCCUAUUCCAUCGUUUGAAACCAAUAUCUAUUCCCCGGGCCAGUGUGCCUCUUGGUUAUCUUAGGAUUCUUCUCUGCGUUACCAUAUACAUACUCUUUUUUCCUACUUGUACAACAGUCUGGUCUGCUAGCCAGUUAUUCCAUGCAAUAGACUCGCUUGUCAUUAGUCAUCUUUCUUCUGAACUCCGUCAUGGGCAGCUCAUCCUCCAAGGCAGCUCGAUCACUUCCCAAGCGCGCGACGGCGACGACACCACCCCCAUGGUCCGGUGCGCGCCCUGUUCCUCGCACAGAGGGCGUCGCGAGCGAAACUAAAACCAAGGUCAUCGAGGAGGAUGCCCAAGAUCCGCACUUCUUGUCCAAGCUCAGUCAGCUCGGUCAGGUGAAGGUGGACCACAACAUGCAGACAACGCGCCCUGCAACUGUCGCCAGCCAGAUGUACAAAACGCGCGUCCAGUCUGAAACAGACGCGGAAUCACCGACGCCAAUACGCAACCGCAUGCCAGCGCCCCGGCUCAGUCUCCUGCUUGACCAGCGCAAAUCAGUCAAGACGCGACGUGAUAUGGAGUUCCUUGCGGCUCGGUACGGGCUGGAUUUGGACAUGCUGGAUGCAGUCGCCAAGUUCGUGAACACGCCUAGCGUGCAGCAGAGCGAUAUGGCGAGAUCGGUGGGCGCUGCCGACCACAAGCAGAUUCUGCGGGCUGUUUGGGUAGAGCCGACUUUGAAGGGCUAAGACAACAAGCUCGGACUGGUCUGCUCACAUUCUAUUAGAACAAGAUACACCGAGCAUAGUAUGCACAUCCUAGAGACAGAUAGGUAGAGGUACAUAUGUGAGUAGUACAUAUGUGGAUGAUGGUACAGAGAGAAUAAGAUAAAAC
Molecule: messenger RNA, 4570 nt
Organism: Mycena citricolor
Lineage: Eukaryota; Fungi; Basidiomycota; Agaricomycetes; Agaricales; Mycenaceae
Source: the annotation of a GenBank genome assembly